Molecule: messenger RNA, 559 nt
Organism: Rubroshorea leprosula
Lineage: Eukaryota; Viridiplantae; Streptophyta; Magnoliopsida; Malvales; Dipterocarpaceae
Source: the annotation of a GenBank genome assembly
ACCCCUGCUUUCAAACCACACGAAGUCAACUCUAACAACCAACUGCUUCGAGGAGAAUUGCGAUGGUGGUGCUCAAUCAGAAUGUGAUGGCAAAUACCACUCUGAUGAUGAUCCUAUGGUGGCACUGUCAACAGGAUGGCACAACAAAGGCAGCAGGUGCCACAAGUACAUCAACAUCUAUGGCAAUGGAAGGAGUGUCAAGGCCAUGGUGGUGGAUGAAUGUGACUCCACAAUGGGUUGUAAUGCAGAUCAUGAUUACCAGCCUCCUUGUGACAACAACAUUGUUGAUGCCUCAAGAGCAGUAUGGGAGGCCUUGGGAGGGCUCAUGGAAAUAUACUGGUCUGAUGCAUGAUUGGUUUUCACCAUAUCUGCAUUGCUACAAGCAGGAAAUGCUUAUUUCAUGUUUUCUAGGUUAUUGCUUGAAUAUCCAGAAUAUUGUUACAAGUUGUAACAAUAAGGCUGCACGCUACUCAGCCACUCUGGUCCUUUAAUUUUCAGUUUCCAUCUGGCUUUAGUUGUACAUGCAUCAAAUUUGAAGCAAUAAAUAUUUACCUUUGCC